UGCUAAACUAAAAUAUUAUUUUCUGUGUUAUACAAACAAAACUGCGAAGCGAUAUAUAACGAUGGUGUUAGUAAAAUUAUCGUACAUUCUCCCUAGGAAUUUCUGAGAAACAUCAGAUAUGGGAGCCUAUCCAGUGCUUUUGUUAGCUUCAGUGCUCUUUGUUGGAUCCAAUGCACAAUGCUGCAACAAAAAUUUGAUCCCUGAUUUGAGCUUCAAAGUGAGCGGAUCUCUCAUGACCUUCCCCUGUGACAGCACCAAAAACAUUUACAUUAAUGCUGGAAGAUAUGUACCACAAAACGUAAUUGCCACUAGAAUGCAGAUUUACAAAGAAAACGCCAUCGUAGCUUUACCAAGAUACAAGCACGGUGUACCUUUCACUCUAGCUAGAUUCUCAUUGAAAAACAAGGGAUGCAAAGCUCCCCUAGAGCCAUUCCCAUGUUGGUCCCUUCAAGAAGAAGGUAACUGCGAAGCCAUGCAGAAUGUUGUUGAUAUUGUUGCCGACGGUAAUGAUAUUCUCUGGGUUUUGGAUAUUGGUAUUACCAACACUUUGGAGCAACCCGUCAGAAGAUGUGCACCAAAACUGUUCGCCAUCAAAUUGGACAGCGGUAAUGUGGUAAACAUCCUCGACUUGACUCCAUUCGCUUCCGCUGAAAGCCGUCUCCAGACUUUGGCUAUCGAUUAUGCCCCCGACGGUCGUGCUUUUGCUUACAUCAGCGAUGCUGGUACCGGAUCCAUCAUUGUAUACGAUAUCGUCGCCAAAUCUGGAUACAAAGUAGUUCUCCCAGAAUCAAUCUUGGGCAACACACCAGUCAAGGAUGUCUUGUACAUGGCUUUGACCAGACAACCUUGCGGAAACGUACUUUACUUCACCUACCUAUCAUCACCAAGACUUUACUCCAUUAAGUCGUCCCUUUUACAAACUGGAAAAGCCAGCGGAUCUAUUGUAGAUUUAGGCCUUAAACCACAAGGUCAACCAAUCGUAUUACUCGGAACAGAUAAUGGAGCAGCUCUAUUUUUCCGUUACAAGGGUGAAUCCGAUAUCUACAUCUGGAACUCUGCUACCCCAUUCAAAUGUGAAAACUUCCUGUUGGUACAAAAUGGUGGUGAAUGCCGUCUGCCGACCCAGGUUGUUCCAGGUUACAAACAGCUCAUGUGGGCUAUUGAAAGUAACUUCCACGAUUUCAUUGUGGGAACAGACGGUUGUAUGGGACCUUCUGUGGCUGUACAUCCUCUUAUCAAAACCGAAUAAGAGUUUAAGCGAGAGUGUGAAGUGUUAGCAUUAUAAUUGAAAAGUCUGUGAUCUAUUUAUGCCACGUUUUUGUACAUAAAUAAUAUAAAAUUUUAUUAUUUACA
Messenger RNA from Brassicogethes aeneus, 1353 nucleotides. The record is from the annotation of a GenBank genome assembly. Lineage: Eukaryota; Metazoa; Arthropoda; Insecta; Coleoptera; Nitidulidae.